This is a messenger RNA of Coccinella septempunctata (seven-spotted ladybird), 1164 nucleotides long. Its product is annotated as U3 small nucleolar RNA-associated protein 6 homolog. Bases 152 to 976 code for a protein of 274 amino acids. Gene Ontology annotation, cellular component: Pwp2p-containing subcomplex of 90S preribosome; small-subunit processome. The transcript is spliced from 2 exons. NCBI's taxonomy places the organism in Eukaryota, Metazoa, Arthropoda, Insecta, Coleoptera, Coccinellidae. Gene Ontology annotation, biological process: maturation of SSU-rRNA from tricistronic rRNA transcript (SSU-rRNA, 5.8S rRNA, LSU-rRNA). The record is from RefSeq and is a predicted model, not a curated record. Gene Ontology annotation, molecular function: snoRNA binding; protein binding.
AAAAAAUAUGGUUAUGUUUCGUCAGAGGUUAUGUUUCGUUUUGAUGAGUGAAAGACUCGUUUUAAGCAGUUCUAAGUGAUUAAAUCCGUAUUAUUCAGAAAUUGUCGAGGAGAGCUAGUGUUUAGUGAAGUGCCUCAACAUCAUUAUCAAAAUGGCGGAAUAUGUGCAAAGAAGUUGUGAAUCUAUGAUAAAAGAAUUGGAAGUUUUACGACGAAUCAAAUUAUUCUCUGAUGAUGAGAUUAAUCGUAUUAUUGUGGUGAGAAAACAUAUGGAAUCUAAAAUCCAUAACGUCUCGAAAAGUUUAGAUGAUUUUAAGAGCUAUAUAUCAUAUGAAAAACUCCUACUGAAGAAGAUCCAUCAACGCCAGAAUGAAAGAGGAAUUUCAGAGAAAAAGGGUUGGCUGGAUAACCGUAUUUUAUUCAGAAUCACGAGAUUAUACCAGACUGCAGUUCAAAGGUUCAGAAGCGAUUAUUCUUUCUAUGUAGAGUUCUUCAAAUUUUGUAGAAAACAUAAACUCAAUUCUGCAGCAUCACAAGCUGUAGAUAUUAUAAUAAAAAUGUUUUCUCAUAAACCAGAAGUGUGGAUAUUGGCUGCUAAGUGGUACUGGCACUUGAAGGAUGCAAACAGAGCUUUAAAAACACUCCAAAAAGGCUUCACAAUCCAUAAGCAAAGUAUCGAUUUAUAUAACAAAGCAAUUAAAUUGGAGCUCGACCAACUAUCUGAGGCUGACUCUGAUGUGAGAUCGAUCCAAGAACAACUAUGCGUUGUGAAAAUCAAAACGUAUGUUUCUUUGAUAUUGAGGAAUAUAACAGAUCUAGGAGAUAUACUUUCGACACUUAAAAUUGUGCAGGAUCAUGAGAUCUUGAAAGAAACACAGGAGGAGAUUUCACGUCAUGUUUUCCAAAAUUAUACUAUGGAUGGACAUUUAUUGCCACCAUUUGAGGAACAAGUACGAGCAUUGGAAGAAGGUGGAUGAGAUAUACAUAUAACUACAGCUAAAAUUUAUUCAGGCACUUGAUUUACUGCUAUCAGACGACAUUGUGUUGUACUUCUCAUUUGGAAGCUCGAUGUAGAUUGGUCUGGUUGCCGAUAAGAAUCGACUGUCCUCAACAACCUUGUUAUUGUUAAUACUGUUCAUCUGAAAGUAAAAAGAAUUGGAAUCGC